Messenger RNA from Glossina fuscipes, 4515 nucleotides. Its product is annotated as probable ATP-dependent RNA helicase spindle-E. Gene Ontology annotation, molecular function: ATP binding; RNA binding. The transcript is spliced from 18 exons. The record is from RefSeq and is a predicted model, not a curated record. Gene Ontology annotation, cellular component: intracellular anatomical structure. Bases 30 to 4259 code for a protein of 1409 amino acids. NCBI's taxonomy places the organism in Eukaryota, Metazoa, Arthropoda, Insecta, Diptera, Glossinidae.
UUUCCUUUUAAUUUGUUAAUAAAAGAAAUAUGAACGAAGUUAACGGAUUGUCUGACAAGCGAAAAAACAUUGAGCAAAUUGACUUACUUGGUUUAGAUGAUACUUGUAACUCAAUAGAGCAAUCACUACCUGGUUCAAAUUCUGCCUCCUCGAAAAUCGGAAAAGUAAUACGAAUCCAUGAAUCAUCAGAUGAAAGUCAAUCAGAAUACAAUACGUACAAUAGUCCCCAAUCCAAGGUCGAUAAGAAUGACGUCUAUGAUCGCUAUCAUUUUGAUUUGGAAAGAAACAAAAGUUUACCAAUACAUGACUAUAAAGAUGAAAUUGUUGCUAAUAUUAAGCAAAAUCCGGUUACAAUAUUGGAGGGCGAUAUAGGUUGUGGAAAAACAACACAGGUUCCCCAAUAUAUUAUUGACGAUGCCUAUUCUCGGAGAGAAUAUUGCAAAAUUGUUUGCACACAACCGCGAAAAAUAGCAGCAAUUUCCCUAGCGAAUCGUAUUUGCGUAGAACGAAAUUGGCCCCAAGAUUCUCUAGUAGCAUAUCAGAUCGGCCUUAAUUCAAACGUAAGCGAAGAUACUCGUUUGCUUUUUUGCACUACCGGUGUUCUACUGCAACAACUAGUCCAUGAAAAAUCAUUGAAGAGAUAUACUCAUAUUAUAUUGGAUGAGGUACAUGAACGCGAUCAAGAAAUGGAUUUCUUGUUAUUCCUUAUUCGACGUUUAUUAACAACAAAUUCAAAGCAUGUUAAAAUUGUGUUAAUGUCCGCCACUAUUAAUGCCACGGAGUUUUCAAAUUAUUUUAAAGUACUUGGUACACCAGCCCCCAUAGUGAAAGCCGGGAAUCAUCGCAUGUUUGAAACUUUAGAAUUUUACUUCUGCGAUCUAAGCCUUAUAAAUCCUAAGAACUUUCGACCAAACUAUAAUAAUUGCCAUAUUAGUGAAAAAAUGUAUAAGAUUGCUUUCAAAUUAAUCGGAGUCUGUAAUAAUAUUGAAAAAAAAUUGUCCGAAUUGAAUAAGACAACCUUGUCUCCUAAUAAAGCAUCGAUUUUAAUAUUUUUGCCUGGAAUUUACGAAAUUUUUCGUAUGAAUCAAGUAAUUAAUGAAUGCAAUGAUGUCUGCAGAAUUAAAUUACAUAUCAUACGUUUACAUUCUUUAAUACCGCCGAAUGAACAACUUAAUGUAUUUCAUCGGUCUCCACCGGGCUAUCGCAAAGUAAUUUUGUCAACAAAUAUUGCCGAAAGUUCCGUAACAGUACCGGAUGUUAAAUAUGUCAUUGAUUUUUGCCUAACAAAAUUAUUGACAACCAAUUCGGGAACCAAUUUCACAUCCCUGCAAUUGCAGUGGGCUUCUCGUGUCAAUUGUCGGCAGCGGGCCGGACGUGCAGGUCGCGUUAUGGACGGACGGGUUUAUCGUUUAGUGGAGCGAUCUUUUUAUGAGAAAAUGAAUGAAUUUAUGAUACCAGAAAUGGUUCGUUGUCCAUUAGAAAAUGUGAUAUUAAAAGCUAAAAUUUUGGAUAUGGGACAACCGUGCGAUAUACUAAGAUUAACAAUGACGCCACCCAAUCUUAAAGAUAUUUGUAAUACCAUCUUAACUCUGAAAGAAUUGGGAGCUUUAUAUAAAACUGUUGAUGGAUCGUAUUCGAUACAAGAUGGCGAUAUUACGUACAUCGGUCGUAUUAUGGCUAAUUUUCCUUUAAGUAUACAUCUGACGCGUUUGAUUGUUUUGGGUUACAUUUUCGGUGUUCUAGACGAUGCCAUUAUUAUGGCCGCCGGUUUAAGUGUACGGUCAGUGUUUGUAUUGGAAAGCGUGUUGCAACAAAAUAAUAUAGACGCGUACAUACAAAAACUGGUAUGGGCCAAUGGUUCUGGUUCGGAUUUAUUUGCCAUUUUAAGAGCUUAUAAGACUUGGACACACAUACGUGAGCAAAGCGGCCUAAGAGAUGAAAUAAUGGAAAACCAUUGGGCUGAACGUUUCUUCGUUAAUUUGCGUUCAAUUAAGGAAAUGCAUUUGUUAGUCCGAACGAUUUAUGAACGCUUGGAUCAUUGCAAUUUAAAUCCAGAAACUUCUGCUCACAGUCCCCGUUGGACGGAAGACGAAAGAGCAAUUGUUUUAAAGAUAAUUAUAGCUGGAGCUUUUUACCCAAACUAUUUCACGCGCACGAAUUUAAAUGAUUUCGUUCGCGAACAUGGCAUUUAUCAUAUACUAUGUGGUAAUGAUCCCUGCAAUACGGUAUAUUUUACAAAUUUCGAUAAUCGACUCAUUGGUCAAUUGUAUACGCGUUCGUUUAAAGAUCUAUUUAAGUCAGCAUAUAUAUGUCCCGAAGAUAUUGAAGUGCGUUUUCAACCCGGCUCUCAACGAGUCUUUAUCACAUUUAAUAAUGAGGCAAAUUUCGGCAGUGAAAAUAUUGUCGAACGUCUUAUGGUGCCAGGACGGGUAAGACCGGAAAUUUAUAAAGCGAUACGAAUGCGUAUGUCUCGCAUGACUUUCAAUCUUAAUGUAAUGAACCAAGACGAGGGCAUAAAGUAUGCUCUAAAACAUGAUUAUGGCUCUAUAGAGAAUGGAGUUUGGCGGCCAAACAAACAAUCCAAUGCAACUAAUGGAUCAUUUGUAUUGCCCACAAUCUUGGAAAAAAAUUUAAUUGGAUUCAUUACGCAUAUCGAGAAUUGCAGUAAAUUUUUCUUUUUACCUAUGAGCGAAUUUGAAUGUUUACGCGAAAUUGAUGAAAUUUUAAAUAGAUCUAAGGAAAGAAAUUUGUGUUCAUUCGAUAAUAUUGAUAAAAUAUAUAACGGUCUGAUUGUAUCGGCCCCACUCAAUGGAAGAUAUUGCAGAGCUAAAGUUUUACAUAAAACAUAUAACAAAGAAAACGAAAGACAAUUUAAAUUAUUUUUCAUCGAUAACGGAUACCUGGCCGAUAUACACUUUACUAGCUUGAGAAGAAUACCAGAGAAAUAUAGAUUAAUGCCUCCGCGUGUUUUUGAAUGUCGUCUGGCGAUGGUGCAGCCAUCAACGGUUAAAUCAUCAACAUGGCAAUGGUCGAAAUCUGCUAAGCAACUUAUGGAAAAUUACACCAAAAAAAAUGAAGUCCAUAUUGAAGUGUAUUCAGUGGUAUACGGUAUAGCUAAUGUGUUCAUUAAAUUGGAAAAUAUCACCUUAAACGAUUUGUUAGUACAGAAACAAUAUGCAAGCAGGACUGAGGAAAACUAUUUAUCAAAAACUGAUCACGAUUUGCGUUUGCGGAAACAAAUUUUGGCGGACUAUUAUAAAACCAAUAUUAAGAAUCGUAAAAGUGAAGAUUAUAUGCCUUCCUUGCCAUCUAGCGCCGAAAUCGGUGUUGAUCAUCCACCGCCUACUGAACUAUGCAAUAAGGUUAUAAAAUUGCGUGGCCCUUACAGUCCUUUAGAAACGAGAAUUUUUUCAGCUACUAAUGCCGGCUGCUUAAAAUCCACACAGAUCGAAGGAAAUUCUGUUAACUCAGUGUUAAUUGAUACCGAUCCGCAGGAUGUGCAUGAACGUUUAAUUGUCGCUGCUGAUGUUACAGAAAAUGCGUCCAACAGUAUAAUUAUAGCCCGAGAUACCACGCUCAUGCCAAAUAUACACGGAUUUGCGGCAUUAGUUACAAUGAUGUUUUGUCCGACCAUGCAAAUCGAACGCAACAGGGCCCAUACAAAAUAUAUAAAUAUUUUAGCCGGCUUGGGUUAUGAUGAGCACACAUUUAAGCCUCUAUAUGGUGAACAUGAUUUGAUUUUGAAUUUGGAUGCCGAAUUCGAUACAAAUGAUUUUCAAUUGAUAAAUCACUUACGUUACAGCAUGGACGCUAUUCUUUACGCGGAACCAGGUGAUCAACAUCCCAAUAUUAGUCCCGGUUGUGUUGGCCUUCUGCAAACAGAAAUUAAAGAUGUCAUUGUCAAAUUAUUAAAGAAAAAUCGUAAAUACAUUGGAACGAACGGCAAUGCUAGUUGCAAUAUUUGGAAGAGAUCUAAUGAUGAUGAAGUUUUCGAAAAUGUAAACGUAUUUGGAGACCGUUCCAUAUUUCCAAUGCAUUCAGUGUUGCGUUUGAAGCGUGAUAAACCUGAACUUAUACAUGAUUUAUUAUUACAUUGCGAAGAGUUGCAUAAUCUGCGGCAAUUAGAUUCGGUGCGAAAUAUUACUUGUCGCCUAUGUAAUCAACAUUUGAAUAAUGCUUCAGAAUUACGCAUACAUUUGCUUUCCCAAUUACACUGUGAUCGCGAACAGGAGAUACAUUUUAAACCGCUACGACGAUGAAGCGAUAAUUCUUUUUACUAUUUCGUUCGUAGCUUUGAAGCUUUUUAUGUCCCCUGCAAAUGAAUUCAAUUUAUUGAAAUCUUUUUUUUACAUUUCAUUUUAUUAUAUUUAUUACUAUUACCGCAAUUUCUGUACCUCGUAAUAAAAGGAGAACUUUAACAUUAGUCCUUCCACAUGUCACCACUAAACGCAACGGAUUAAUGGAUAACGAAGAUUCAUCACUCAAAUGGAUAUAUUGGUCUUAUCCUCAACAUUU